AUCUAGCCAGUCAUUUCCUGUGCGAGCCUGCCUCACUCUGCACGAAGCCACACACUGGGGUGGAUCACAAGGUUCUGGGGGUGUUCCUCCUCACAGGAGCCUUGGAUUCUCUCAUGGACCAGCCAGGAGCUGCACGCCGUGCCCCUGCCAGGCUGCUGGGAUGAGCACGAGCCCUGCACGGCUUCUCUCCCAUGGAUGGAGACCCUUCUGGGGCUGCCUUCAUGCCAACUAACGCUUCUGGCUGCUUGACUUGGCCUCUGCUGGGAGGCCGCUUCCCCUCUGAAGGAGCCCUUGGGACUCCUUGUCAGAUCAGCUCUGGGGUGGAGCUGGCAGCAGCUUCUGACGCUCUGUCUGUGCAAGACUGACAGUAAAAAACUCUCCUGGGCGCUGUGGAGAGAUGGAAACUGCAGCUGAGGAGUGAUUUUGGGGAGAGGAAGACAGAAAAGCGCGAGCAAAGUGUUGUGGAAGUGCAAAUAUCCUCCUAAAGGAUUCAGCAGAUGUCCCAGCUAUGGAGUGUGCCUGUAGCCCCAGCAAGGGAGAUUUCUCCUCAGAGGAAUCCUGUUAACCCUUUGGAGGGAGCGCCUGGGAAUGAGCAGGAGCUGCUGACCAGAGCUGUGCUGCAGGUUUAGUGCCCCACAGGGAACCUCUUGGUGGUCUGCAGGACCAUCUCUCCUGGCAAUGGAUAAGUUCACAAACGGGCAGCCAGGCCCAGCUCAGAGGAACAGGCUCUUAGGAUUGCUGGAGACAGAUGACAGCACCCAGGAAGAGAAACCUGCCCCGAGCAGAAAGGAAGAAAAGUCAGGACUUGGGAGGAAAGGAGAGCCACAACCCUUGGAGACGCCUUAUCAGAAGGAGAGCAGCGACUUUGCCCCUAAAAUCAAGAUUAAUCUGAAUUAUCGGCCAGGACUCGUCAGCAACCAGAAGGACCCGAAUCGCUUUGACAGGGACCGGCUGUUCAGCGCCGUGGUCCGGGGCAGCCCCGAGGCUCUGGAUGGCCUGCUGGAGUACUUAAGGAGGAACUCCAAAUUCCUCACCAAUUCCGAGUACACAGAUGCAAAGUCUGGGAAAACCUGCUUGAUGAAAGCCCUGCUGAACUUAAAAAAUGGGAAGAAUGACACAAUCCCAGUCCUGCUGGAAAUAGACCAAAAGACACAGAACCCCAGGCCACUGGUCAACGUGUCCUGCUCCGACUGCUUCUACAGAGGCCAGACCGCGCUGCACAUCGCCAUCGAGAAGAGGAGCCUGGAGAUGGUGAAGUUGCUGGUGGAGAACGGGGCCGACGUCCACGCCAGGGCCCACGGGGAGUUCUUCAGGAAGAAGAAAGAAGGAGUUUACUUCUAUUUUGGUGAGCUCCCGCUGUCCCUGGCCGCCUGCACCAACCAGCUGGACGUGGUGCAUUACCUGCUGAACAACCCGCACCAGCGCGCCCGGCUGCAGGAGCAGGACACGCAGGGCAACACGGUGCUGCACGCGCUGGUGAUGAUCGCCGACGACAGCGAGGAGAACACCCGCUUCGUCAGCUCCGCCUACGUGCAGAUCCUCAAGGCGGGCGUCCAGCUGGACCCCACCUGCAAGCUGGAGGAGAUCGCCAACUACGACGGCUUAAACCCCCUGCAGCUGGCUGCCAAGACGGGCAAAGUGGAGAUCUUCAGGCACAUCAUCCAGAGGGAGAUCCAGGAGCCCGGCUACCGGCACCUGUCCCGCAAGUUCACCGAGUGGACCUACGGCCCCAUCCACGUGUCCCUCUACGACCUGUCCUCCCUGGACAGCUUCGAGGAGAACUCCGUGCUGGAGAUCCUGGCCUACAGCAGUGACACCCCGAACCGGUACAAGAUGGUGGUUUUGGAGCCACUGAACAAACUGCUCCAGCAAAAAUGGGAAACGUUUGCUUCCAAGAGGUUCUACUUCAGCUUUGCCUCUUACCUGUCGUUCAUGAUCAUCUUCACAGCCAUUGCCUACUACCAGCCCUUAAGGGUGAAGCCUUCCUUCCCAGUGGAGUUCACAGCUGGAGGCUUCCUCUGGGUCUCUGGACUGAUCAUUAUCUUGUUAGGAGGCAUUUAUCUGAUCUUUGCUCAGAGCCUGUACCUGCGGAGGAGGCGCCAGUCCCUGAAGACCAUGUGCUCUGACAGCUGCAUCGAGAUCCUGAUCUUCAUCCAGGCCUUCUCCCUGCUGCUCUCAGCAGUGCUGUACGGAGCCAGCUCAGAGAACUACGUGGCAGUGAUGGUGUUCUCCCUGCUCCUGGGCUGGGUCAACACCCUCUACUACACCCGCGGCUUCCAGCGCACCGGCAUCUACAGCGUCAUGAUCCAGAAGACCAUCAUGAGAGACCUGCUGCGCUUCCUCCUGGUGUACAUGAUCUUCCUCUUCGGCUUCGCUGCAGCCCUGGUGACGCUGAUGGGCGAUGCCCCCUCGGUGUCCCAGAACAAGUCCCUGGCUCACCUGGAGGGCUCGGGCAGCCACGCCAUGUACGGGGGGCUGCUCAGCGUCUCCCUGGAGCUCUUCAAGAUCACCAUCGGCAUGGGGGACCUGGACUUCCAGGAGCACGCCAGGUUCAGGUACUUUGUCAUGCUGCUGCUGCUGCUGUUCGUCAUCCUCACCUACAUCCUGCUGCUGAACAUGCUGAUUGCCCUCAUGAGCGAGACUGUCACGGAUAUUUCUGGCUACAGCAAGAGCGUCUGGAAGCUGCAGAGGGCCAUUGCUAUUCUGGAGAUAGAGAAGGCCUGGCUGUGGCGCCAGGGGGGGAAGAGGAGAUCUGGCUGCUUCAUGUCAGUGGGGCUCAACAAGAAAGAUGAGAGGUGGUGUUUCAGAGUAGAGGAAAUUAAAUGGGCAGAUUGGGCAAAGGAUGUGGGAGUUCUGAAGGAAGAACCUGGGAACACCAGUGAUUCAGAAAUAAAUCCAGAAGACACCAGCUCCUGGAGACAGCCAGCCCAGAAACCAGCCCGAGCAGCUGCCCCGGAGCAGCUGGCCCUGCUGCAGCCCCAGCCCCCAGGCACAGAGAUGCUGCCCCUGCAGGGACAGCCCAGGCAGCUCUGACAGCUUUUCUGGUCCUGCCUCCACCUCCAGAGGAGCUGCUCUCCCCCCAGCAGCUGCAAGAACUGAAGGCAUUGUCAGCAGCAAAGUGCAUCUCGUGGAGGACUGCGGUUCAGCCUGUGGCUUUCAGCCUUGUCAUGCACUUCAAUGAUUCAUUUCCUCUGAAGAAACUGUUUUUACUUGACUUUUCUCUGCCUGACACUUUCUUAUUGCUGUGCCUAAAGAUGCAGUGGUGGGAGCGAGCUCCUGGGGCAGUGGGGGAGGCAGAGCUGAGCAGGGAUGAUGCUCAUGGAUGAUGCUCAAGGAAUCACCUGGCUGAGGAUGGCCCAGCCUGUUCUCUUGUCACAAGGGACUGCACUGAAGUGCUUUGGAAUAAAGAGAGUUGUAGAGUCCUAAAAGCUGCUGAGGGUGGAGUUGUCUCUGUGCUGGUGUGAGAUGUGAGUGGACAAACCCUCACCCUGAGCAGCACCUGCAGGGCUCUGUGGUUAAUCCACAUCAGCAUCCCCAUUUCACACUUCCAGAAUGAAAUUCUCUCCCUAAAAACACAGGAAGUGGUGUGGAUUUCCUGGACCUGAACCUUCGCUGGUGGAUUUCUGGGACUUUCAUGGGUUGCUUUGUCUCUGUAAUAAACAGCAGCAGAAUCCUGCUCGUGGCCCCUGAGAGACUGAUGGGCCAACAUUUGUGUGUGGUUUUUGCUUCCUGUUGCUCGUGAUGGGCAUCCUGUCUUGCUGCAGAUGUCUGCAAGGACCUUGCUCCUUUUUGUGGCUUGCACCCAGCUUCAGGCAGGAGGGGCAGCCUGCUGCAAACUGUGGGAAAAGAGAUAAAAAUGAACUGUCUCACUUUUCACUCUAUUCAACAGUAAAAACAUGUAAAAUUUCUGUAAACAAUACAGCAAGUGUACUUCAUUGAAAAUGUUCAUUUUUGGAUGUGCUUUUAGAGCUUCUGCCUUUCUCAGCAAGGGAGAGAAGGUGUUAGCAGUGUGGAUUCCUGAUUACUGCUGUGGGAGUUAACUCUUGUUUUUCAUGGCCUCAUGUGAGUUUGUGCAGCCACUCCUGACCCUGGAGCAGCUGGUGCUGCCCUGGAGGCAGCUUCCAGCCCAGGGCAAGGUUGGUGAGAAUCCCAGGAAAGCUGGGAUUUUCCAGGGGCUGGCAGCACCUUCCCUCCAGUGAGAUGAGCCAUGCAACCUGAGCUCAGUUCCACUCAGAGUGAGCCUUGGAGGUUUUCCUUUUGGACACCAUCAUCUUAAUCCUCACUGCAUACACAUGACAGGCAGCAAAAUUUUGUUUUAAACCUCAUUCCCUGCACCUCAAUGGGUUCUUCCCCCCGUGCUGGGCAAUUCCCCCUCCAGCCUCACUGCUCUGGGACUCUGAGUGGGAACUGACUUUUCUUGCUCCACCUUCUGUUGUUUUCUUGCUUUGUGAAGCCUUCAGCUGCUUUGUCCAUCUAUGGCUUUGUCCUCAGUGUUCCCAAGAUCUGGCAAGGUGCUCAUAUUGCACAGAGGCUCAUCUGGCCCAUGAUAAAUCUAUUGCUGUGCUUGGUGCUCUGCUGGGACACUUGGAGAUUGUAAAGAAAGGCAGGAUCAGAGCUGCCAUCCCUCUCUGGGCUCUCAAUAAAUAACCUUGCUGGCAGUUUGGGGAAGCUGUGGGCACUGACAGCUUUCAGCAUCACCUUCCUCUUCAGCCCUUCCUUGGACCUGCUUCUCUUUUGAAGUUGGCAGUGCUCGUUUAUCUUUUGAUCUGCACCAGGAAUGUUCUGCUGUGAGGCAGAGCUUUGGCAACCCCAGAGCUUCCCAGUCACACCCCAGCCCAGCAGUCUCCUGGAUGAUGAUGGUUAAGAGGCCCCAGAGAAUUUUGGGGUCCGCUCUUAACAGAUGACAAUGUUUUGUCAGGAACCCCUUCAGUCAUUCACACAAGAACUUCUCAACAGCUGAGCUGUCCUCUCCCUUCUGCCCCUCACAGGUAAGCCCCACUGAGAGCCUUUCCUGUGCACAGGGGAUGUUUUUAGGGCUCUGGCUAAACUAAAAAACCUCUCACAAAUGGCAGAGGAGAAGCAGCUGCAUUUUCCCUCCUCUCUCUGAAGCACAGAGGCUCUGGGGGCCCAGCAGCUCCCAGUGCAGCUCUGGGGCUGCUCAAACCUCUGGGUGUGCUUUGCUCAGAGUUCCUCAGCUCCUGGCAGGCGAGAGAUCAACCUUGAGCAUCCAAAGCCCUCCUUUAGCCCAGCACACUUUGCCUGCUCCCCGUGGAGCUCUGAGCUCCCCCCACCUCACAGAGCUGCAAUUUUCCUAAAAAGAAACUCCAUCUCUGCUCUCUGUGGUUCCCAAUUCCCUGUUUUCCUCAGGGGCAGAGGUGGAACCAAACCUCCCUUGUUUUUCAGAUGCUUUGCACAUUCUGGGGAGUUUCCCCCCGUUUUUCCAAAGGCUGCUCUGAAGCUGGAGCCAGCACAGGGAGCUGGAUCCACGAGCUGAUUCCUCCCUUCCAUCUCCCUGUGACUCCACUUGCAACUGAACAUAUUUUCCAUUGCCUCUGGAGCUCUCAGAGGGAGCCUUUGAAAUGUGACAGCCCCAGGGCCCCGACGAAGACCAGAUGCUUUCUGUGAGUCCCAGGAGCUGCCCAGGGCUGGGGCUGAAGGGCUGCAGCUGGUGGAGUUUGCAGCUGGACUCUGCCUGGGGCUGCCUCUCACUUUUUGGGCUUUGCUGUUCUCAGGAAAUCUCAUUUCUUGCUAUGGGACUAAAAUAAAAAUUAAAAUAAAAACUAAAACAAGAAUUAAAUUUUUUUUUUAAAAAAAGAAAACUUGCACUUUGCAGCCUCACAUCUGCUUCUGCAGCACAAAAAACCCCAAACCUGAGGCCAGACAGGAGCAGGCAAAGGCUCAGAAAAAGUGGCUGUGGCUGCCUUGGGGGUGGAACAGAACUAAAUCUGAGUGCAAAGGGGUUUUUCUUGCUUCCCCUUUUGCCAUACUCUUUUUUUUUCAGCUCAGAUUCAUGGCAUGUGGAGUGUUACAGCAUUUCUGGUCUGUGAGGAUGGCUGUCAAAUGUUGAACACACAGAGUGGAGAGUUGGAGCUAGCUGGAAAGUGCCCAUGGGGUUUGUUGUACUUUUCUGAGAAUCCUUGGAAAAUGUAGAUUUUCUGGGCAAAGAGAGCCAUGUCUCUAUUUCACUGGCAGAAGAGCCAUCCCCAGCUGACAGUGUUGGUUUUGUUGCUGCUCACGUCUCCAACACUAAAGUCAGGAACUCCAUCACUGCAGAAAAAAACAAUUCUGCUAUUUUGGAAUCCUCUGGAUGAAAACCUUCAUCCGUUAGGACAAGAAUGAGUCUGCAGAGUGCCAGAACCAUUUCCUUUUGUUCAUCCCAAGCUUGCAGUGCUUUACCUCUGCAGCAAAUACACUGGCAGGAAUCAUGGAAUUUGGAAAAAAGAGUGGGAAAAAAUUCAGCCAGCUGGGCUGUGCUGUAUUUCUGUUGCACUCUCAGGGGUCACAGGGAGGGAGGUUGCCAGCUGUGCUAUUCCUUUUUCUGCUGUCAGACUGUUGAAUAAUGAUUUUGCUGCUGCUAAACUGGUUACAGGAUCUGUCCCUGAGGAUGGCUGGAAUAAAAUAAAUAAUAGGAAACGAUCCACAUAUAA
Molecule: messenger RNA, 6647 nt
Organism: Passer domesticus (house sparrow)
Lineage: Eukaryota; Metazoa; Chordata; Aves; Passeriformes; Passeridae
Product: transient receptor potential cation channel subfamily V member 2-like
Exons: 18
Coding region: 679-3033 (784 amino acids)
Biological process (GO): calcium ion import across plasma membrane
Cellular component (GO): plasma membrane
Molecular function (GO): protein binding; calcium channel activity
Source: RefSeq, a predicted model, not a curated record